Diaporthe citri is the source of this 1911-nucleotide messenger RNA. RefSeq lists its product as uncharacterized. NCBI's taxonomy places the organism in Eukaryota, Fungi, Ascomycota, Sordariomycetes, Diaporthales, Diaporthaceae. Bases 1 to 1911 code for a protein of 636 amino acids. Gene Ontology annotation, molecular function: oxidoreductase activity; FAD binding. The record is from RefSeq and is a predicted model, not a curated record. The transcript is spliced from 7 exons.
AUGGCGAUAACCGCGAGCACCACUGCCGUUGCUCUCACUGAUACUAGCAACUCACCUGGCAAUGUUCGCAAUGGCCUCAACAAUAACACAGCCGAUGCCGCAGUAAAGGCUUUGCAAGGAGCCAGGCUGGGAGACGUCGUGCAUCUGCCUGGGGAGGACCACUUCGAAACUCGAACAGCAUCCUACUGGUCGCGUACUUCACAGCUUCGACCGUGGGCCAUCGUCCAACCUCGUGAUGCACGUGAGGUAUCAGCGGCCCUGAAGGCCCUUGUUGCCACGCCAGGAUGCCAGAUUGCAAUACGCAGCGGAGGGCACAUGGCUUCCCCUGGGGCAAGUAGUAUCGAAGACGGGAUCACUAUUGAUCUCGGCCUCCUCAACGCAGCGACAUACAGCGCCAAGGAUAACUUGGCAUGUCUCGGUCCAAGCGCGCGGUGGGGGGAUGUGUAUGCCGAGCUUGAAAAGCACAACGCGAUGGUAGCGGGUGGCCGUGAACGAGAUGUUGCCGUGGCAGGAUUUCUGCUGGGUGGUGGGACAAGCCUGUACACCUGCCGUGCCGGAUUCGGAUGCGACCAAGUCGUCAACUUCGAGGUAGUGCUCGCCGAUGGCAAAAUUGUUCAAGCAAACCGCGACGAGCACGUCGACUUGUUCAAGGUCCUGAAGGGCGGCGGCAACAAUUUCGGCAUCAUCACCCGCUUUGACAUGCAGGCGUUCCCGGCCAGCCCAAAUGGCAUAUGGGACGCCGUAAUGACAUACCCAGCCGAGGCAAAAGAUGAAUUCUUGGCAGCUGACUUUGACUUCACGAAGGGCUUGAAUCAUAAACCCGAUGCGCAUUUACUGCCAUUUUGGUUCUCUUCAACCAAAUCUCAGAGGCCGGUUAUCACCGCGAUAUUGACGCACCUCGACGGUCUAGAAGACAGCAAAUGUCUAGCAAAAUGUAUGGAAAUUCCUGGCGCUCAGAUUGUGAAGGCCGGAGUUACAACGGUAGCCAAGAAAAUGGAAACACUCGCAACGCCUCCAGGGGACCAUGUUCGCGAUAGCGGCAGGGUAUUCAAGUACCCUGAGGAGGUUCAGCAGGCCAUCUGGCAGCGCUAUCUUGCUGACGAUGACCCAUUCCUCUCCACAAUUGGCGUCGCAGCGACCAACAACAAUAAGUCGGCGUCUGUAAAGCGAUAUUUCAUCGGCUUCGAAAUUCUCAAAUUCAUAUCAUGCAUGGUCUUCGUCGGGUCUGAGAAGACUGUCACUGUGUCAAGCACCCGACAAGGCCUCUCCCCCAAACCAGUCAAGCGCCCAAAGUUUACGGGAGACCGGCGCUCAAAGCCAAAACGACGGCUUAGUGAUGAGAUUCCAUUGCGGGAAAUCCAUCUUGAUAAAAUCGACAUAGAAAAAGGGCCCGAUGAUUCUGAGGAAUCGUGGGAUUACAGUGAGAUGAUCAACCCAGACUGGGAAGUUGAUAGAAGAGCUGGCCUUUACAUUGUUGGCUGGUACAGGCAAUAUGACCCAGAGAACCCCCAGAACUGGUCGGCAGCCAAGAAGCUGUUCGUGACCUUCGAAGUGUGCUUGCUUACGUUUGCUGUCUACAUCGCCGCCGCCAUCUAUUCUUCUGCGGUCGUCGACAUCGCCUUCGGCGUGUCACACAUUGUGUCUAUCUCGGGGCUUACGCUGCUUGUGGUUGGGUACGGCUUUGGACCUAUGCUCUGGUCCCCUCUCUCGGAGGUUCCGGCGGUCGGUCGUACCAGCAUCUACAUUGUCACACUUGUGGCAUUUGUGGCUCUACAAGUGCCCACCGCCCUGGCUACGAAUAUAUCGGCCCUGCUGGGCCUGCGAUUCAUGGCCGGAUUUAUGCGGAGUCCGAGCCUGGCGACUGGAGGAGCAAGUAUUGCAGAUCUGUUGACCACUGCACUGCAUUCAUAG